GCACGUUUUCAAACAAGUAGAUUUUGCGUUUGUUUUUGAAAAACCCGAUUAGCGUUGAUUGUGUUUACAUUGGACACUAGAGAACAGAAACGAACUGAUAUAUUUCCCUGUUAAUGUCAUCAGGAACUAUAACUAUUCGUUUGGUCAGAUCUUUUGAACACAGGAACAUCAAACAUAUUGUUCUUCAUGAUGUAGAUUUUUCUCAGACUGUCAGUUCAUUCAAAGAAACAAUUAAAAAAGAUCUUGUGUCAAUGCAGGGAAUUCCACCACCUUUUAAGAAGUUUACUUAUGAUACACUGAAAAUAAGCCAUAAGGCACAUGGAGCUAAGAGUAAUGAUCCUGUUAUUGACAUAGAAAACGAUCAAUUGAUUUUAGAAGAUGGGGUUACAUUGAAGGAGGCUGGUGUUGGAAAUGAAACAGAAAUAUCCUAUUUCAAAAUGGAAGACUACAGAAAGUACCAAGCCAAUCCACAUUUAGUAUGGUGAAGAUCAGACAAAGUUAAUGGCAACAUUAAAUGGAUACUGGUUCCAUUUACAUUCAACACAUGCUUGUCAUAUGCUUGUUUGAGUAACUGCUCAUUAUUUAAUAUCUGCUGUGUGUAAGCUGACCAGACACCAUAUAAAUGUUGAUAACUUUAAAAUAAUUACCCUGACAAAGUUUUGGCAAGGUAAAAAUGGUAUACAACACAGUUGUAAGUUACAAAAUCCACGGAAUUGUUGUCUCUUCAAUUAUAUCAUGAUUUGAAUAGUUGUAUUGUGUAAACUGUCAUUGAAUUGUGAAGUUACCUAUCUGCUCAUUAUCUUUAAAUUCCAUAAAAUGUGGUCUAGUUUUUGUUUUCUUUGAAGUUAAUAAAAAUCAACAAAAUUGCUAUGAUAUAUAUAUAUAUAUAUGCAUAUCAAAUAUAUAUAAUGCAUGAAAAAAAAAAUUAAAACAUUUUGGGUUGCCUCUUAUUAAAUAAAUAUGAACAUAAA
Mytilus californianus (California mussel) is the source of this 971-nucleotide messenger RNA. Its product is annotated as UPF0538 protein C2orf76 homolog. The record is from RefSeq and is a predicted model, not a curated record. The coding region runs from base 114 to 485 and encodes 123 amino acids. The transcript is spliced from 5 exons. Lineage: Eukaryota; Metazoa; Mollusca; Bivalvia; Mytilida; Mytilidae.